AUGAGCCUAGUUUAUUGGUUUCUUAUUCCUCAUACAGAUGUCAUUGCUUCAACAAACCUUAUAGUGCUGCUGGAAGAUGAGGUCUUUGCUGAUUUUUUCAACACAUUUCUGUCUCUCCCAGUCUUUGGUCAAAUGCCAAUUUAUAUAGUUCAUGAUUUACAAUGGAUUCUAUGGCCAGAGUUACCCUAUACUUUGACUGCCAAGUACAAAGGCUUAUUGACAUGGUUGGAAAAAUACAGAUUACCUUAUUUCUGCAAGACCAACUUAUGUCACCAUUAUAUGCUCUGUAAGGAACUCCUCAGUUUCAUCAAAUCCCCAGAGGGUGCCAACAUGAUGAGAUGGAAGACAGCAGACCAGUGGCUGCUCUACAAAUGUGUUGGCAGCGUCCGGGGAAUGUGGCGCUUCUGUGCCUACCUCAGUGGCACAGCAGGGGAGGAGCUGGUGGAGUUCUGGAUAAUUGCUGAGAGAAUCCUCGGGAUAGAUGAGACCAAUGAUAAGCAGAAGGAUGCCUACCUGUCCCUCCUCCUGGUGCUGAAGGCCACUCACUUGCAGGAAGGGUCCUCUGUGUUGAUUCUUUGCAAUACGAACAUCAAGUCACUGAUGAACCUCUCCGUGUGGCAUCCCAACCAGUCCGCUACCAGGAGGGAGAUCCUGAGCCGCAUGCAGAAAGUGGCUCUGUUCAAAAUUCAGAGCUAUUGGCUCCCGAACUUCUACAUGCACUGCAAGAUCAAUAUGGCCAAGGAGGAGAAGUGCCAGGCUCUGCUGCAGGAGUAUGAAGACCGCCUCUGUCAGGGGGAUGAGGAGGGUACUGACUCUUUGCCAAGUGACCUCCCCCUUGAUAUGAACAUCAGGAGACUUUAUGUGACCCGGAAGCCAUACUGCAGCAAGAAAACCAAGAGGAAGAUGUGGCGAUUCAUUGAGCAGGGCACGUGGACUGUUGAACCUGAACUGCCCGUCCUACACACUUUGCCUCCCCAAAAGAGCAAGUUGCUUGACAAAGGAUUUCAAGGCUUCCCUGAUGUCUUCUGCCCUCCACCAAAACUUGUUGUGCGGAUGGGUGCCUUGAGACCACUGCAUGUGAAAGACAGUCUGUGUGACUUAAAGGUAAAGGAGAGCAUGAGUUCCUUAACCUUCAACUCCAAGGCAAAUGAUGAAAAAACUUAUCUGCCCUUUUCCCUAGAAGAAAUCUGUGAGAAGAAAUUCACGGCCAAAUUGCGUCAUGCCACCCCUGUCAUCAACCAAUCCUCCCUGAUGUCCCUAAAGAAGGUGGUUCGGAAAAGUUAUUCCUUUGAAUAUCUCCACUGGGCUUUCACUGCUGAUUCCUGUGCAGGGAACCCUUUUGGAGACUACCUUAAGAGUAAACACUACAAGAUGGAGAACCGCCUCCUACAUCUCUGGAAGGAUCUGGACAACUUCCUGACCAUUUGUAUCAGUGCCAAGAAAGGUGGCAAUCUGCUACUUCGGCAUACUCUUGGAAAUCGCAUCUGUGAGCUCUACCUAAAUGAGGACAAUGGCCCCAUCCUGCCGCUCAAACCUCAAACCAUUCGGCAUCUGAAAGAGCUGCUGCCCUCUGGGGAUGUGAUUCCCUGGAUCCCCAAAGCACAGAAAGAGAUAUGCAAGAUUCUUGCUUCCUUGUUUGAUGACUUCCUUGACCUUGAUGACCACUGGUUUCUCAUCUUUGUGUCUCAAACCAGUAACAGUGAAAGCAAGAGGCAGAAAGCAAAGGAACCUUUGGACAACCUGGAGUACGUUCUGUUGUGUAAGAGAAUACAAGAAUCCCUGGGGCUGUGCCUGGGCUUGUCCACCCUGGAAGACAUGGAAGCCCUCAUGGACAAGCACUGGAAAAUGAUAGCUACGCAAGAUAUGAAAAGAGGAGGAUCUCUCCAUUUGGAAUUACAGCCUUCGGUGUUCAGGGAAGACACAAGGAAAAUGAGCUUUGAAGAACUGUGCAGGCAGUACCCAAAGCUGGCCAUAGAAAGAAUAAGUGAAGACUUUAGGAAGUAUUAUGAAAAGAAACCCAUAAUUGCAGGAAAGCCAGUGGAAACAGCUAAGAAGUCACCCUCUCAUUUUCAAUUUCCAAGUACCCUAGCCUUCCUCAAGAAGGGAAGCUAUGUUUUAAGGAAACCCUCACUAAGACCCAGGAAUAUCACAGAAAUCCUCCAACACCCUGUCCAUUUGGAUUACUUCAAGGAAUUCCUUAGAAUAAAUAAGGCUGAGAAUCUACUGAAUUUCAUCCUUGCCAUGCAGAGGGCCAUUAAUGAAUCCAAUGAUAGAUUACAGAAAAUUCUCAUUGAUGCCAUCAUCAAGACUUUCUUCCAUAACAAAAUUAAUGUUGAGGAUAUCCUACAGUGUACUUCCCCUAUCCUCAAAGAAAUUUCUCUCAUGCGCCGUGUUCCUUUAGCAAUGUUGAUACAGGCCCAGAACCAAGUCCUGAAAUACCUAGAAGAAAAAUGGUUCAAAACUUACCAAGAUAUGUUCCCGCCUCGUCUUCAAAUUCAAAUUUCAGACCCUGAGAUACGACAAAGGCAACUAAAAAGGGAAACAAAGAUGAUUCGCUUACAGCUCAAGAAGACAAAAGCAUGGAUCUACUUGAUUGCCAUCAUCAAGAGCUUCUGCAAAUUUCAAAGGGAAAUGAAGAAACCAGAAGGCCGCCUCCAUUUUGAGGAAUUUCUACUUAAGGAAAUGAAUAAUUCUAAGGAAAAUAUAGUUGCAUCAGGGUCAUUCAGAUAUACAACCACAACCACAACCACAAGCACCUGUGUCCUCCAAAAGUCGGGCUUAGAUAUUGACAUGGAAGAUUUUGUACUUGUAAAGCGCCGUAUAUUUGGCCAUAAGAUAAUCAUCAUCAACUUUCUGGUCAAUGACUUAAGUUAUUUUAUUGAAAUAGAAAAAUUCAAUGACCUGGUUGCUUCAGCCUUAGUACUGCAAGUUAACAAGAUCUUCAAUGAAAAUGAUGUUGCACUGAUGAAAGCCAAAGCAAAUAUUAUCUACAAGCUCUUCCUUGCGUCUGAAAUUCCUCCCAAACUACGGGUGAAUAUUUCUGAAAACAUGAAGGACGCUGUCCACAAUGCAGUUACAGAUGGGCACCUGGAUCGCGCCACCUUCUAUGGAUCUCUCAUGACAAUUUUCCCUAUUAUUAUGUACUUCUGGAAAAAGUACUGUAACUGGAGAGCAAUGCGUGCCUACUUUUGUUAUUUGGGAAUGAAAAGCAAGGACACCUCCUUUGGUGGUACCAUAUCUCCUAAACAGCCUCAGUGGAGUGAGGGGGACCAUGUCAUCCUGAGAUUUUCUCUGUUGAAGGGCAUUGAGUGGCUGCUGCCUCAGCCCCGGGAAGAUGCGGAGAGUCCAGUUAUGUUAUCUUCAUCUAGCAGCGUGUCCCAGAAGAGAAAAGGGACAAGCACCUUCCUGUCAAUAGGAGAACCAGUGAAGGAAGAAGAGAAUUUUAGCAUCAAGCUUGAAAGAGAAGAAAAGAACAAGAAGGGGCUGUUGAUGCCUCUGGAAAUUCAGGUGAGAACUGGGAUGCUUUGGCAUCAGUAA
Vombatus ursinus (common wombat) is the source of this 3537-nucleotide messenger RNA. It is a transcript of the gene RGSL1, whose product is annotated as regulator of G protein signaling like 1. Bases 1 to 3537 code for a protein of 1178 amino acids. Lineage: Eukaryota; Metazoa; Chordata; Mammalia; Diprotodontia; Vombatidae. The transcript has 22 exons. The record is from RefSeq and is a predicted model, not a curated record.